AUGAAGUUGUCCGCUCUCGCUACCUUGGUAGCGGCCGCCGAGGCCCUGCCCCAGUUUGGAGGCGGCCAGAGCUACACCAUGUUGCGGUUUGGCUGCGCCCAAACCGUCAUCGACCGCAUCGAUCCUCUCGUUAACCCGGGCGUGGCUCCGUCGCCGCAUAUGCAUCAAGUUGCGGGCGGAAACGCUUUCAAUAUCACCAUGGCGUCGACUGAUAUCAGCAAGCUCGCGACUUGCACUACUUGCGGCUACUCAGAGGAUCUCUCCAACUACUGGACCGCCAACCUAUACUUCAAGGCGCGCAACGGCACCUUCCGACGCGUGCCCCAGGUCCCCAACCGAGACCUCUUCAACGACAAGUACACGGGCAAGACCAAGGGCGGCUUCGUCGUCUACUACGUCGGCGUCAAGGGCCAGAUGACCGCCUUCAAGCCCGGCUUCCGCAUGCUCACGGGCGAUGCCAACAACCGCAAGAGCGCGGGCAGGAAGACACAGACCUGCUUCCGCUGCUACACCGCAAAGAACUUCGGCGGCGACAACGCGGCCCCCUGCCAGGACGCCACCCUGGAUACCGAGGGCUUGCCCACGAAGGCCUGCCCCGGCGGCAUCCGCUCCAACAUCCUCUACCCGACGUGCUGGGACGGCAAGAACCUCGACAGCCCCGACCACAAAGCCCACGUUGCGUAUCCCACGGGCGGGCCUGCUGCGUUCUCUGGCACCGGCACCGGCGGAGCGUGCCCGUCGACGCACCCGGUUCGCAUCCCGCAGGUCAUGCUCGAGAUCGUCUGGGACACGACUGCGUUCAACAACCAGGCUGACUGGCCGGCCGACGGCUCGCAGCCAUUCUUCCUCAGCACAGGGGACAACACCGGCUACGGGCAGCACGGCGACUACGUCUUCGGCUGGAAGGACGACUCGCUGCAGAAGGCCAUGGACGACGGCAAGGGCUGCAUGGGCGCCAACUGCGGCAGCCUGAAGACGCAGGACCCCAGCGUCGGGAAUGCGUGCGUCGUGCCCAGCCGCGUCCACGAGGAUAGUGAGGGCUGGAUGACCGAGCUCCCCGGAAUGGAGGGCAUGCCCAUGUAA
This is a messenger RNA of Trematosphaeria pertusa, 1083 nucleotides long. RefSeq lists its product as uncharacterized. The record is from RefSeq and is a predicted model, not a curated record. Lineage: Eukaryota; Fungi; Ascomycota; Dothideomycetes; Pleosporales; Trematosphaeriaceae. Bases 1 to 1083 code for a protein of 360 amino acids. The transcript has 5 exons.